UGAGGUGGUCGGUUGACAGUCUUAGCAAAAAUAUGCAGUUCACCUCUUCGUCCAGAUGGGGUUGCUGAGUUCACGCUUGUUAAACCCAUAGACUGUUGUUAAACCUCAGCAGAGACAGUUUAGCUAGAUCUUUGGCCUCAGUAUCGCUUCCUUUAUUCAGCUGAUUUGAUAGAUAAAAUGCUACCUUCAAGCUCGUUUUACUUCGCCUAGCAAACAAAAAUACCAGCAGCGUAAACGAACUCCAUAAGCUAGCUAGCUAGUUAGUUAGUUAGCUAACGUUAGCCUAUGGAGCAACUUGACGUGUGUUCAGAUCAUAGACUGUGGUUCAGAUACUGUUAAAGUAAAGUAAGUUACGUUACCACUGUUAGUGUUUACAGUUAAGUCAGUUCGACAUGGACGAGCUGGACACCGCAGCGAUCCUUCCCGGCGAUGUGUUCAACGCCACAUCCACUGACGGUGAAACCAACGACUCGUGUGUUCACAAAGGGGAGGCUGUUGUACCGACCACCCGCUCCGGACGACCCCCGUUUACAUGCUGUCUGCCGGUUUCCGUGGAGCCAGUGUUGUUUCUCUCCAUGUUUUCUCUGGCCUUGCAGUCGCCUCUUUCCACUCAGUAUCUGUGGGACCGCAUCAGCGAGGACCUCGGCUACAACGGAUCCAAGAGCUCGGAGUGCAACAACGGCUCUGUGCCCCCUGAUCCUCUUCAAACGGAGGUGGAAACCUUGACAGCCCACUGGAACCUUUACAUCAGUCUUGGGGGCUUUUCUGUAGGCCUGUUGGUGGUGCCUCUCCUGGGCUCAUGGAGUGACCUUGCAGGGCGCAGACCUGUCCUUAUCCUCGCCAACCUAGGCCUGGCCCUCCAAGCUGUGGUUUACCUAGUGGUGAUGUACCUGAAGCUGCCUGUGGUCUACUUUUUAGUAGGCAGGCUGCUUAGUGGCCUUUCAGGUGAUUUCAACGCCAUCCUGGCAGGCUGCUUUGCAUAUGUGGCUGAUACCAGCGACAGAAGGUCCCGCACCUUCAGGGUGGCAGUCUUGGAGGCUUGUCUGGGCCUUUCAGGGAUGCUAGCCAGCAUCAUCGGAGGGCAGUGGCGGCGGGCACAAGGGUACAUCAACCCAUUCUGGCUGGUCCUGGCGACUAACUUGGCUUCGGCUCUGUACGCUUACCUGUUUGUCCGUGAGUCUGUCCUGCCAGACCCAAGUGCCAAGCUCCUCACCUCUCGCCACUAUAAAGCCGUCUGGCGCCUCUUCGCAACAGGAGGGAGUAACAGUGAGGCAGAUAGAAGAUUUCACAGAUGCAAGCUGUGCUUGUACACACUGUGUUUCUUUCUGGUGGUGACUGUACACUUCGGCAGCAGGGAGUUGUAUGUGUUGUAUGAGCUGAGCUCACCGCUGUGCUGGGGGCCGGCCCUCAUUGGCUACGGAUCAGCCGCUCAGCACCUGGCCUACCUUAGCAGUCUGCUGGGGCUGAAGAUCAUGCAGCGCUGCCUGGAAGACUCCUGGGUGGCUCUCGUGGGUCUGGCUUCCAAUAUCAUCGGGCUGGUUGUCUUCUCUGUAGCUGACACCAUCCAGCUCAUGUUCACAGGUUAUGGUCUGUGUUUCCUCUUCAUGGCUGCAACGCCUGUGCUCAGGUCAAAACUUUCCAAGUUGGUGGGCCCAUCAGACCAAGGUGCCCUGUUUGCGUCUGUUGCCUGUGUGGAGAGCUUAUGUUUUCUGGUUGGCAGUGGCAUCUUCAACUCCCUCUACCCAGCCACACUGCACUUUAUGAAGGGCUUCCCCUUCCUCUUUGCUGCCAUCAUCCUCUUCAUCCCCGCUGGAAUAAUUGGGACCCUGCAAUGUUUAGACCAGAGAAGAGACCACAGAGACUCCACAGCAUCCUGACCUGCUGAGAGGUCAGAGGGCAGGAACCUGUCAGAGAGUUAAAGUGCAUCCUGGUGUCUAUGAGGGGAGCAGCACUGACACAAAGACAGCCAUCAUGUCCAUGUGUGGUGCUGGGAAAGACCUUUUGAUCUUAGCACAGUUAUGGCACAGCUGACUGUUGUUAACUAGCUCAGCAAUAGAAUUCUUCCUAGUCACACCAAAGUAAUCAAGACCAGAGGAUGAAGAAUCAACGUCCUGACUGACAUGACAGUUAAACCUUUUUUUUUGUCUUAAUAAUUAGAUAAUGGAGACUUGGGCUUUGUCAAAUCUACGCUGGCCCUAAAAACUCACCACAAGCUCGGAUGUUUCAUCACGACAUUCAUACAAAUGGUGUAACAAACAAGGUUCGAUAACAUGCUUUCCUUUUUUUGAGUUAAAACAUUUUCAAUACAGCGUAUUGAGUGCCAAAGAACGUACCUUACAUUUACACUUUGAAUGUAUUAAUUUCAAUAGCUCUAAUGGCACACUACAUGUUAAGGUGCUAACCAUAAGAGGAAAUCCACAAACUCCUCAGUUGUUCCAAAACAUAUCAAGCAUGGGUGCAACAUAAUGUGUUCACAGAGGGUCAAAAAGGGAGGUGAGAGAUAUAACCUAGUUUUGAUUUGAGAAAUUUUCUACAAAUAUCAUUCAUUGAUAUUUCACAUGAUCACAAUGAACCAUCCUAAACUUAUUACUUUUUUGGAACAAAAACAAAUUGGGAACCAUAUCUGUGUCAGGUAAAUUGGUAUACAACAGUAUACAAGAUCAGUCUAUUUUCAGCCACCACACCCUUAUCCUAUCUAUUCACUUCUGUGCAGUCUUUAAAAUUUCUUUUACUGUAUUACAAUUCAGAGGCAAAUAUUGUAUUUUUUACUAAUUGUUUACAUAAGUUACUAAUUAAAUUGUGUUUAGUGUGUUUUUUUUUUUUUAUAGGUUCAGAUUAGAUAAGACUUACUCUAACCCCAUGGGGAAAUUCACAGGCUACCGAACAGUACGUAAAGUAGUUAAACAUUUCUGUGAGUGAUUUGUAUGUAUGUGAGAUAUAUGUGUGUAUGUGUGUUUGUUGUGUCAUGGUUGUCUAAGCUCCUGGAUGCCUAAAAUUUCCCUUGGGAUGAAUAAAGUAUCUAUCUAGCUAUCUAAAAUGAGCCCCACCUUUACCAGCUGCAGCAUAAAAGGGAUGUACACUGUAAUGCGUCUAUUUUUAAUCCAAUAACAUAAGUACAUUUACUUUUGGUAUUUUAAGUAUGUUUGUACUUUUACUAGAGUAACAUUUUAACUUUAACAUUGGUACUGCUACUUUAGGUAAACAUUUUAAGUACUUCUUCCACUACUGUCUGUUCGCAGGGCUAUCCUAAAUCUGUUAGUGGAAGUUACGUAGAAACCCUCAAACCAUGAAUUUAGUAUCUGAGAUUCAUGGUAUCACACUAUGCAGAAAUAUCAUCUGUUCCAAACAUGUCCAAACACAACUAUCAGUAAUCCACAGCAGAGAGUGAAACUGUAGUGGCAGCCAGGGACUACCGAGUUACACCUCGACCCUCCUCCUGCCAUAGCCUAAACUCCCUGAGGAGUCCCCACUCCCACCACCACAAACAACAGUGGAUAGUCCCAGAACAGAGACCACAGCCAACAUACACACCGGGGUCAGGUCCUAGAUCUGCAGUGAGGGAAGAGCUGCCAAAUCAGAUUUAAAAUGCACAAAGGGAAGUUUAGAGGUUAAAUGAAGUAUUAACUCAGUUUCUAUGAAUUGAUCAGCAGAUUACUUUCUAAAAGCCAUUCUUCAAAGGUUUUGUGUAACAAAUCCUGACCCACUGUCCAUUCUUCGUCAUCAUCAGUUGUGCAAUAUUUAUGAGUUGCAAUCAUUUUUAUUUAUUGGAUUACAACUGGAUCGUUUUGGAUAGUUUGUUAUGAAGAUGAUGGUUCAAUUUGUUUCU
This is a messenger RNA of Sander lucioperca (pikeperch), 3826 nucleotides long. It is a transcript of the gene slc46a1, whose product is annotated as solute carrier family 46 member 1. Gene Ontology annotation, cellular component: plasma membrane. The record is from RefSeq and is a predicted model, not a curated record. Bases 393 to 1877 code for a protein of 494 amino acids. Gene Ontology annotation, biological process: transmembrane transport. The transcript is spliced from 6 exons. Gene Ontology annotation, molecular function: transmembrane transporter activity. NCBI's taxonomy places the organism in Eukaryota, Metazoa, Chordata, Actinopteri, Perciformes, Percidae.